Molecule: messenger RNA, 1194 nt
Organism: Elaeis guineensis (African oil palm)
Lineage: Eukaryota; Viridiplantae; Streptophyta; Magnoliopsida; Arecales; Arecaceae
Source: RefSeq, a predicted model, not a curated record
AUGCCAGAUUGGGAUCGGGUUUUCAUGGGGUGGACACGUGUGCAUGGUGGAGGCUCGUUGGUUGUCAUGCUUGGUGGGGAGGUGGCGAUAAUGUUAGGUGAUGAGGCAGGAGGGGAUGUGGGCCUUGGUGGAAGUGGUACAGAGGUCGAGGGUUGUGGUGUAAGUGAGGGAUCCGACGAAGUGGGAGUACUGUCACCGAAGGGCACUGGAGAACGCAGACUCGUACAUAUCAGAUCUGUGGGAAUCGCAGCAGGAGGCUUGGUUCUUGGCUUUCUGCCGCUGGUGUUCUUCCUGUCGUUCUUCCGCUGGUGUUCUGUUGGUGUUCUCCCUGGUGUGUCGUCUCUCUUUCUUCUUGAGUUCCUGGUGGAUAAAGGCUUUUGGUUGGUGUUCUACCUUUCUUCUUCCUUCUCAGUUUCACGGAUGCCCUGUGCUGAUGACCGAAUGCUUCUUCGAUUGAGAGAUCAGGAUCGGGGUCAGCAGGAUAGGACUGUUGUAGAUAUUGAUCAGACUGUUAAAUCACAGCAGCAGCAGUCAAGUAAAGAUACUUAUAAUGAACAACAACAACAGACAGAUGCAGAGAUUCAGACUCAGGAGGAGGCAGUAAGCAUUGUAAGCAGAUAUAUGGAUAAGCCUGGAAAGGCUCACUGGUCAGCUGUGAAAUGGAUACUUAGAUAUAUAAAAGGCACUUCUAAAUUGGGAUUGAUAUUUACUGCACAAAGUAAUUGCAUAGUUACAGGAUUUUGUGAUUCAGAUUAUGCUUGUGACUUGGACAGGAGAAGAUCUUUGACCGGAUAUGUGUUUACUCUUUCUGGAUGUGCAGUCAGUUGGAAGGCUACUUUGCAGUCUAUAUUUGCUUUAUCUACCACUGAAGCAGAAUAUAUGGCAUUGACAGAGGCAGAAAAGGAAGCUAUUUGGCUAAAAGGGUUGGUACAGGAUUUGGAUCUCGAACAGGAUUGUUUGGACAUUCAUUGUGACAGUCAGAGUGCUUUGCACCUUGCCAGAGACCAGAUGUAUCACGAACGAACAAAGCAAGUAGAUGUCAGGUAUCACUUCAUCAGAGAUCUGGUAGAGAAAGGUGAUGUCAGGCUUCAGAAAAUUUACACUGCCUAUAAUCUGGCUGACAUGUUCACUAAACCAAUCCUUGCAAUUAAGUUCAAAAAUUUUCUGAACUUGAUUGGUAUAAGCAUUUGGUAA